AUGACGCUCAAUUUCAUUCCAGGGGAACCCAAUGCCACCGUACAGGCCACUGCCCAGGCGAAAUGGAAGACACAUUCGCUUCUCGCAUACUGCUCGGGCAACAACUUGAUAGUACUUUCCAGUGAUUUGUGCAACCUCCAGACGAUCUACCUCCCGGGCGAUGCGCGUGCGGUGGACAUACACGCACGCAGCGGUCGAAUUGCCGUCGCGGUCGGUGCGCAGGUUGCAGUGUUCCGCCCCGCACAGGAGUAUAUGGCACUGCCGCGCUGGAUCCCCGACAUCACCGUGGUUAACCCACGCGACAAUUCGUCUGUCAAUUGCCUCCACUGGGGGAAUACCGAUUUGGUAGUAGGCUCCGAUGCGUCGCUCGCGUUAUGGAGCUUUCGUGACGAAUUUGGUGUAACCCUACACAGCUUGUGCUGGUCGAUGGAACAGCCAAACCCCGUGUACAUGGUCAAACUCACGCCGCAGGCGACGCAGAUCGCGGUUAUUUCCAAGUACGACCGCUUGGUCAAGGUUUGGAAUCGCAAUUCGUUUGAUUCUGAGCUCACAUUCUUCGACCUCGUAUACUUGAAGCAUCCAGCGUGUGUCACCAGCCUCCGGUGGAGAUCUAACGGCUCCGGCACCGAAACGUUGUAUACGGUGGCUGUCGACGGGGUCUUGCGUGUAUGGGCGAGUUAUGAGGUUGACUGCUUUCAUAACGUCUCACAAUGGGGGUCCCUUGCAUUUGGAACUGGCUUUGUGUUGGUGCUCGACAAGCUGCUUCUUGGCUUUUCCGAUGUUGUUUUGGUGGUGAAGGACGGCCAAGUAAGAGUCUACCAUGUGAGCAACGUGGCUCUGGAUCCCCCAAAGCUUGUCACGUUUGACCAAGUUGCCGAGAGGCGAAUCAUGGCCGCCACGUUUCCCAAAUCGGCAAAGCUAGUGGUCUUUGCCGAGCCGCUUGUGAGGGAUAAUGGCGAUUUGUCCAUUGUAGUGCACGAUUUGGUAGGAGGGACAAUAAGGCAUAAUUCGUUGAAUCUUGCAAAAAUGCUUCUGGGAGCCUCGAACGGCUUUGUCGACCUUAAUCUCGAACACAUGUUCACGGGGCACACUAAGUCAGUCCAGCAGGUGCUUCGCACGUUCGACGGCUCGGCGAUGCUCUCUAUCUCGCGCUUCAACGAGAACUGCGUGUGGGUACCCUUGUCCCUCCAUUCGUCCGAAGGCUACACCGGAACAACACUUGCCAAAAAGUCGCUUGUUUUCACCGCCUCGCCCAUCCGCAAGGCCGUGAUCUUGGACGACGGAACCCGGCCGCAGGUUGUUGCUCUUUUGUGCGAUGGUAUCCAGCUUUGGGACGCGUGCGCAAAGAUUGCUCAACUCAGAGCAUCCCUACCGUUGGAUGCCGGUGAUCCCCUCUGCUUUUUGGACCUCCCGGAGGCAGACAAGGGCCUUGUGCAUGUGGUGGCCAUUUACGACGAACUGGUGCGCUCCUGGGAAGUCGACUUGAGGACGUACUCUAUUUCUGAGUUUCCCGUGGACCCGUUGCCGGAAAUUGAAACCAUCCACCGGCUUGCCAUCGUGGACCCUGUGGGUUGGAAGGUUGACUUGAACAAUGAAAACAAUCGUGAUGUGCUUUCGGUGAUUGACAGGAACGGAGUCUUCCGGAGCUUUUCCGCCAUGGUAGGGGAUUCAAUUUCGUGGAUUGAGACGUGCCGGUUAGAGACGGGAAUGGUGGAUGUCUCGGCGUUGAGGGGGUCGUCGGUAAAGAAGGUGGCGAUUGUGGAUGCUCAGGGGAGGAGUUUGACGAUUUGGGAUACACAGAGGAAGGUUUUAGAGUACGAGGAGAUGUUUGAGGAGAACGAUGUACGGGGAGAUAAAACUGAUAGCAUACUUUCAGUCGGUUUUGCUUCACACAUCCUCAUGUACUGCCAACUCCGCUACGAUUACACCAACAGCAUGCCAUCAUUCACUCCCAUUAAACGCAUUGAUAUCGACUACACCACCCACACAAUUGGCGACUCACUUUGGCUCAAGGACGGGACCCUCGUGGUCGCGGCGGGCAACCAGUUCUUCGUUUCGGACCGCCAGCUAGACCUCACACACGACCCUGUCACCGCAAAGUCCUUAAGCUCGCGCAUUAUCACGCACAACGACAUCUUCCACUUGUGUGCAGUGCUCAACGGCCCGCUCCCGGUGUACCACCCUCAGUUUCUCAUCCAAUGCUUGUUCCUCAACCAGAGCGAGCUCGUGAAGACGGUGUUGCUCCGGUUGUACAAGUUUCUCCGGAAGCUCGACCUCGACCCAAACGCGUCGCUCAACGAUAUUCAAUCGACCCUUGGCCUCAACCUUGAGAAGUCGCUCGACCUACAGGGCUCGCUUUCGCCCCACGGCAGCGGUGAGAAUAGUUUUACAGAUUUUAAUGACGCGUUUUCGCUGGCAUUAGUCCAGAAGUUAACCAGGGUCUCACUUCCAUACCUCACACGCCACCAACAGUCUACGUUGGUGUCGGUCGUGGAGAUUCUCCUCGAGAUCGAGAAGCAUAGCCGCUCGUUGGACGUGAACGGGCUUCGGUUUUUCAUCGGCUUGAAGUUGUACCAGUACCACCGCGCGACACAGGAGGCGGUUUCGAUCCGCGACAUUAACUGGGCGUUGCACAGCGAGAAUAAGGAGGCGUUGCUCCAGCUUACCCGCAGUGUGGCGGGGCCCGAGGGCUGGGCGUCCGCGAAGGCGACGGGUCUCGCGUACUGGUUGCCGCGCGACAGCCUUGCACAGCACUUUGAAGCGGUCGCGCGCGCGGAGUUUACACGCGCGCGCAGCCCCGCCGGCUGCGGAAUCUUCUACCUCUCAUUGAAGCGGAAGCAGAUCUGGCUCGGCUUGUGGAAGACAUGUGUGGGGCACCCGGAGCAGCUGAAGAUGAUGCUGUUCCUCAAGAACGAUUUCAGGAUCGAGCGCUGGCGGACCGCUGCAUUGAAGAACGCGUUUGUGCUCUUGGGGAAGCAUCGCUACGUCGACUCGGCCUGCUUCUUUCUCCUCGCCGACAGCAUCAAGGAUGCCUGUUCGGUUAUUGCGCGCAAGAUGGACGACAUUGCGCUUGCGAUUGCAGUCGCACGCGUCUACGAUGGCGACAGCGGCCCUGCGUUGCGCGCACUCCUUGAAACCGAGGUAUUGCCAGAGGCGGUGGUGCUAGGCGACCGUUGGACCACUAGCUGGGUGUUCUGGAUCCUUGGCGACAAGCGCAAGGCCAUCCAGCUGUUGCUCCGCGUGCCUGCAGACAUGGUUGCGGACUUGACGGCCGUGCAGUGCGCGCGUGUGGAACGUGGCAGCCAAAACUUCCUCCAGCACGACCCGCUCUUGCUCAUUCUCUUUGCAAACUUGCGCCACAAGGACGUGCACUAUUUGCACGGCUCAGCGGAGGUAUCCCCGGCGGAGGAGUUUGACGCGAUUGUAAACGUGGCGCAGAUAUAUGAGCGGAUGGGCUGCGAGUAUCUCGCUCUCGCAGUGUUGAAGAACUGGAGCUUUGUU
Molecule: messenger RNA, 3501 nt
Organism: Babjeviella inositovora NRRL Y-12698
Lineage: Eukaryota; Fungi; Ascomycota; Pichiomycetes; Serinales
Exons: 5
Biological process (GO): vacuolar acidification
Cellular component (GO): RAVE complex
Molecular function (GO): protein binding
Source: RefSeq, a predicted model, not a curated record